AUGGUCCAACGAACCCCUCCUCAGGUCCUCUACGAGGUCCCUGCAAUCAACGUCUACCAUCUUGCCAGUGGAAAUGAGACUCGUCUGAAUGAAGUUCCCGCUCCGCUGACUAUGUUGAUGGUCUCCACUACAAUCGUCGAUCCAUUUGCUGAGACCCCUACCGAAGAAGAGGACUUCUACCUGCACGUCCAGCAACUUCCAAACCUCGACCUACCACUUCCUGCCACCACAAAAAUAUUCCGCCAAUACCCUCGAUCCUACCUUAUUCCACGCCUGGACCUCGAUGGCGGUCUAGGGAACUGCUUCACACGCAUUGAAUUUCUAGAACAUAGAAGCCAAGAUGACAUCGAUACAUUUGAAACAAUCCUGGCGCAGUGUACUGCUUUCUUAGAAAAUGCAAAGCCGCCACAGCUUGACCAACAACAGAGGUCGAGGUCGAGGAGUCCUGCCCCUGUCCCAAUUUAUAGUGCUCCAGGAGGCUCGGCAGAUGGGUAUUAUGGAUAUAAUGGAGCCAGUAACAAUGAGAAGAGCUCAUCCUCUUCAAGGUCGAAACAGAAAGGUGCUACUACCAGGGAUCUGGGAGGAUCAGCUGCUGGUGGGUAUGUUCCUGGGAGUGGGGCAAUGGCUGGCGAACAGUACGGCUAUGGCGUCCCUACAAUGUCAGCUCCAGAUCGUGCACCACAAGGUGGACGAUUAGUUCUCGUCGAUGAGCAGGAUGGUAGAAUUGUGGGAGAGCUCAGUGAAGGGUUUAAUGUUGUAGAAAGCCAGGGUGUACAGCCCGGUAGCAAAGCUCCUGUCGAGGUCUCCCUUCCCACGGAUCCAAACUCUCACGAUUUGGUUAUUAAACCGGUUACCCCGAUUAAUCAUGACGAUAUUUUUGGUGCCGCUGAGCAUCCUGCGUAUUCAAGCUCUACUAUCGUCUCAAGGGCUGCCUGGGCCUCCAAAUUCAUCGUUACGGCCGCUACAUAUGCGGCAACAGCUAUGGAGAGUGGUGCGCAAAAGUUCACGCAGAAAACAAAUCCUGUCGCCGAGCCAUUAACCUUCAACCCUACAACCCACGAACGAGUCCGUAAGAUCCAUACAUUUACACACGGCGCUAGUGGAAUGUCAUCAAAGACAAUCGGAAAAGUUCAGGAAGUUGCACAAAACAUCGGCGCCAAGAUGGCGGGUAAAGUGGAUAGAGAAGGCAACGAGCUCCAAAAGAAAGUUCCAACCAAGCCAGGAUUGUUGAAUAAGAGCUUGAUUGCAUUUUCGACUCUGGCGGAUGGUAUUGAUGCCGCUGGGAAGCACUUACUCCAUAGUGGAAGUAAUGCUGCUACAACAGUUGUAAAACACAGAUACGGCGACGAGGCCGGACAAGUGGCUUAUGGUCUUACUUCAUCUGUCAAGAACGUGGGUCUAGUGUAUGUUGACGCAACCGGUGUAUCUCGUCGUGCUGUCGUUAAAUCGGUUGCAAAGGGUAUGGUGCUAGGAAAAGUCAAAGGUGGUGGCCAGUUGGUUGCUGCAUCGGAUGGUGGACAUGGGAAUAUCGUUUACCCGCCUGAGAAGAAUGAAAGCCAACAGACAUUGUGGGUACCUCAAGGUAGCGUGGCUGGAGGAAGUAGGCCUACGACCCCGCAGCCCUACCCGCUUCAGCACUCUGCUACCGCUCCUCCGGGUUAUACCCCGCAGCAGUAUCCACCGCAGAACCAGAACGGGGGAAGUUGGGGCGGAUUCGGGAGGUCAAGCAGCUAUGAGGGGCAGCAACAGGGGCAGCAACAAGGGCACCCACAGAAACCAAAUGAUAAUUGGUUCUAA
This is a messenger RNA of Orbilia oligospora ATCC 24927, 1797 nucleotides long. RefSeq lists its product as uncharacterized. Gene Ontology annotation, cellular component: plasma membrane. Gene Ontology annotation, biological process: cell division. Bases 1 to 1797 code for a protein of 598 amino acids. The transcript is spliced from 2 exons. Lineage: Eukaryota; Fungi; Ascomycota; Orbiliomycetes; Orbiliales; Orbiliaceae. The record is from RefSeq and is a predicted model, not a curated record.